CGCUCGGGGGAGGCUGAGGCGGCGGCGGCAGCGGGAGCAGCAAUGGCGGAUUUCGACGCUUACGACGACCGGGCCUACAGCAGCUUCGGGGGCGGACGCGGGUCUCGUGGCAGUUCCAGCCUUGGGUCGCGUAAACAGAAAGAGCUUCCGACAGAGCCGCCUUUCACAGCAUAUGUUGGCAACCUUCCCUUCAACACAGUCCAAGGAGACAUCGAUGCCAUCUUCAAGGAUCUCAGCGUAAGGAGCGUGCGACUAGUCAGAGACAAAGAGACAGAUAAAUUUAAAGGAUUUUGUUACGUAGAAUUUGAUGAGGUCGAGUCACUUAAAGAAGCUCUGACGUACGACGGAGCACUUUUGGGCGAUCGAUCGCUCCGAGUGGACAUAGCCGAGGGCCGGAAACAAGACAAAGGUGGCUUUGGUUUCAGAAAAGGUGGCGGGCCGGAAGACAGAGGCAUGGGCGGAGGUCCGCGGGAAUCACGAGGAGGUGGAUGGGAUUCCAGAGAUGACUUCAAUUCUGGCUUCAGAGAUGACGACUUCCUGGGGGGCAGAGGCCGAACACGUCCUGGGGAUCGGCGAGGAGGGGGUGGCGGUCCACCACCCAUGGGAGGCACCGGUCGCUUCAGGGAUGGCCCUCCGCUGCGUGGGACUUCCAUGGACUUCAGAGAGCCAACAGAUGAGGAAAGAGCCCAGCGGCCCAGACUCCAGCUCAAGCCCCGGACUGUCGCUACGCCCCUCAACCAAGUAGCCAAUCCCAACUCUGCUAUCUUUGGCGGAGCCAAGCCGAGGGAUGAAGCUGUGAAGGGAGAGCAAGAAUGAGCUUGAGGGGGCACGAGU
Molecule: messenger RNA, 834 nt
Organism: Elgaria multicarinata webbii
Lineage: Eukaryota; Metazoa; Chordata; Lepidosauria; Squamata; Anguidae
Gene: EIF4H
Product: eukaryotic translation initiation factor 4H
Exons: 7
Coding region: 43-816 (257 amino acids)
Molecular function (GO): RNA binding
Source: RefSeq, a predicted model, not a curated record